AUGCCUGCGCGCACUCGCCAAACUGUAACCUCGACGGCCUCGGUCGUCGAGCCGGAAGAUGAACAGAAUGGUCUUCGCAAAUUGCGCUUCGAUGAACCCUUGUCAUGGCGCGUGGGGAAAUCCGCCAUUCCUGUCGCCGAUUUAUUGAGCCGACUUCAAGCUCUUGCGCAUGAACUAUCGACCACCGAACAGGAUGAUAUCGACAAGUCAUCAUUGAAAAAAGUCUCUCAAGAAUUAGCCAAUGGCCACCUGCUGGCCCAUAGAGACAAAGGAGUACGCGCGUGGGUUACAAGUUGCAUCGUGGAUAUCCUACGUCUAUGCGCGCCAGACGCCCCCUUUACCGGAAAUCAAUUGAAGGAUAUAUUUACGUGCAUCGUCACUUCAAUUAUUCCGGCUCUCGCAGAUCCCUCAAAUGCCUACAAUGCGCAGCACAUCUACGUCUUAAACUCACUAGCCGAAGUGAAGAGUAUCGUGCUUUUAACGGACUUAGACAACCCCGACUCUCUCAUCCUCCCUCUAUUCAACUCCUGCUUCGACAUCGUGGAAGGGUCCUCCAAGUCCUCUACCGGUGAACAAGUCGCGAAGAAUGUCGAGUACGAUAUGACCCGUCUGCUGGUGACGGUUAUUGAUGAGUCGCCGACCUUGGCGCCAGAAGUGGUGGACAUUCUAAUCACGCAGUUCCUUCGUGUCGAGCCGCGCGUCUUCGAGCAGUCGGGGAAGAAGGGUAAAAAGGUUGAGAUCGACCCAAGCCAGGAUACUCUCCUUCUCAAGGAAUAUCCACCGGCUUAUGAUAUGGCCAAAGCUAUUUGUCAUGCGUGCCCCGAAAAAAUGACCAGCUAUAUCAGCCAGUACUUCAACAAUGUCAUCAUUGAUGCCUCUGCUCCAUCUCAUACAUUGAAUGGGUCUAAACAGUCAUCAAACCGCAGACAUAGCUUGGAUGAGUCAGACGACGAGACUGAAGAUAUAAAGGAGCUUGGAAAAGCUCAUCGGCUAAUCAGAGAACUAUGGCGUGCGUGUCCCGAUGUGUUGCAGAACGUUAUCCCGCAAUUAGAAGCGGAAUUAUCAGCAGAAUCGAUAUCUCUUCGUCUUCUUGCAACAGAAACCAUUGGCGAUCUUGCGGCCGGGAUUGGAUUAUCCGGCCCCCCUCCUCCUCCCCCAAUGGAUCCUGCACAAUAUCCGCCUGUCACGUUGAUCGGCUAUCCCGAAACAGUACCUCAGCCGAAUGUCCUGCAGAAGCCAUUAGCGCCAAAACCUUUUGCACAAGUUCAUUCAUCAGCCUACGAGAGUUUUCUGAGUCGUCGGCAGGAUAAGUCUGCUUCCGUCCGCUCAGCAUGGACUACUGCGAUAGGGCGCAUUAUCCGAACCUCUGCGGGCGGAUCCGGUCUGAGCGAAAGUGAUGAGAAAUCCCUGGUCAAGAGUCUGGCCAAUAUGCUCCGGGACGCCGAUGAAAAGGUUCGUCUAGCUGGUGUGGAAGCUAUUGGGUCAAUGGGUUUCACAGACAUUGUAAAUAAACUGGGCGUUGGCGGGGGUCUCGGAUCGGCAGAUUCGAUUUUUGCCAUCCUUGCUGAACGUGUCAAAGACCGUAAACCAGCUGUCCGUGACCGUGCCAUGAGAGUCUUCGCGAGGAUAUGGGCAGUCGCUAUGGGCGAGAUUGAAGAUGGCAAUGAGCAAGUACUGUCACUUCUCAAAGAUGCGCCAUCCAAGAUUUAUGACGCAUUCUAUACCAACGAUCCCGAGAUUCAAGCUCUCAUUGACCGAGUGCAAUUCGAAUACCUGCUCCCUCUUGGCUAUCCCUCAUCGAAGUCGAAGCAGAGUAAGGGUAAAGAGGCGGAGGGUACGAUGGAUCGAGUUCGAGUACAGCGCAUUCUGACUUUGGUGAAGAGCCUGGACGAAAAGUCGAAAAAGGUAUUCUUUGCAUUUCAGAAUCGACAGUUGAACCUGCGGACAGCCUUGAAUGUGUAUCUACAGGCCUGCGAAGAAUACAAUGGUGGUGUCAUCGAGAAAGAUGAAGAGCGCAUUAAGGCUCAACUUGGUCGAGUUAUUGAUCUUGUAGCGAAAUCGCUGCCAGAUCAUUCCCGCGUGUUUUCAGAUCUUUGGAAAUUCGCCAAAAUGCAUGACCGACGUAAUUAUCAGCUUAUACGAUUUGCUAUGGCGGCACAAAGCGACUAUCGAACAGUCACUAAAGCCAUUAAAGAAUUAGCCAAGAGGAUACAAAGCGGCAGCACCCCAUCUUUACUGGAUACUCUCACUCCCCUGCUCUAUCGCUCUAGCUCUCUUGUUUUCAAUAGGAGCCAUAUUCCCGCUAUUAUGGAAUUUUCACGAACUGACGACAAAGGUCUAGCUGUACCUGCACACGAAAUUCUGAAAGAAAUCUCAUCCCGCAACCCUGAGGUGUUGGAAGCGCAAGUGCAGGAGAUGUGUAAGGACUUGGAAGAGCAAGCUCCAAGUGCCAAAUCACCGGAUGACUCGGGAUCGGAGGAGACUCUCAAGGCAUGUUCCGGGUUCGCCAGAAAGCUGCCUGAGAAGCUGCCCAAAGAAAGAAAGUUCUUACAGGCACUGAAUGCGUACGCUCUAUACAGCUCAUCUCCUCGAGGGGCGAAGCGCGCUGUAUCGAUCAUCAUGGCCAUUGCCGACAAAAAAGAGAUGUACGCGAAAGAUCUCGUGCAGAAAUGCGUCAAGGACUGCGAAUACGGCUCGAAGUACUUCUUGACACGCUUAGCUACACUUGCGCAGCUUAAUCUCCUUGCUCCCAAGGAAGUUGAUGCUGAAAGCUCUAAGAUUAUAUCCAUUGCAGUUGAUAAAAUCCUCCUUAUCAACAGAUCAAAACAGCCGGAUUCAGGAUAUACCUGGUCCGAGGAGCUUGACGAAGAGACCAAGGCUAAACAAUGGGCACUCAGAAUCAUUGUCAAUCGACUACGAGGGAAAGAUGGGACGGAUGAAGAUGACUUUCAGAAGCUUGCUGAACCGGUUUAUAGUAUUCUGAAUAAGCUUGUUGCUGGUGAGGGUGAAAUAUCAAAGAAAAAAGAUACACCUGAUACUCAAAAACCUCGUUUGCGCCUUGAUGCCGCAAAAUUAUUAAUCAAGUUGUCCGCGUCGCAAGGACCCUGUGACCAACUUCUAUUGCCGAAAGAUUUCAAUUCGCUAGCCCUGGUUGUUCAAGACCGCCUUCUCCCUGUCAGAUCCGGUUUCAUCAACGCGCUGCGGAAGAGACUGUCACAGAAAUCUUUCCUUGGUGUCCGUUGGUAUACAUUACCAUGCCUACUUGCGUUUGAGCCCAGUGUCACUUUGAAAGACAGCACGCUUACGUGGCUUCGCUCGCGCGCAACUCUGUUCUCUCGCCAGAUGCAAGCUAGCAGCAAAGGCAAGGAACACCAGCCUGUGAUGGAAUCCAUGUUUGCACGUCUUCUUUCUUUACUGGCUUAUCACCCCGACUAUCCUCCUGCUAGCGAAGACCCUGAAACUCGCAUGGCCGAGUUGGCAGACUUUUCUCGAUAUAUCCUUUUCUAUCUGUCAGCUGUCGCGAACGAGAAUAAUAUAUCGUUGAUCUUUCACGUGGCGCAACGAGUCAAACAAACGAGAGACGGCAUCACCAAGUCUGACGAAAUCACGGAGCGACUACACACGUUAUCAGAUCUUGCGCAGGCAACGAUCCGUCGAUUUGCAGAGAUAUAUGCGCAGCAGAACCGGAUUGGAGGUGCAACUGGUGGUGCAAGCAUUCUUCAGACAUACCCGGGCAAAUUGAGGCUUCCUAGUUCGUUGUUUGCUGCCAUGUCAAGCCAUAAAGAGGCACAAGAAGUAGCCGAUAAGAGUUUCCUUCCAGAAGACAUAGAAGACAGCCUUGACAUCAUUGUACGGUCGUGGAUGCGGCCGAGGAAAUCUACUCAGGCAGCUAACGCAAGCAAGAAGAGAAAGAGUGAACAUGCUGAUACUAACGGCGAUGGUGAAGCCAAAAAGGCCCGCAGAAAGUCUUCUACUGCUCCACGCAGAGCGUCUACAUCUGCGAACACAAAGUUAUUCCGCAAGAAGAAGACGGGAGAGGAUGAAUGGGGUUCUGAUUUUGAUGGAGACGAGAAAGACCUCGCCGCAGAACGAAGGCGAAGUGGCCGGGGUGUUUCUAAAAAGGUCAGCUAUGCUGAUCGUGACAGUGAUGAAGACGAUCAAGAGAUGGAGGAGGUGAAUGAAGAUGGGGAGGAGGAGGACGAAGCUAACGAGAGUGAUGUGGGAGAUGCAGCCAGUGCGAACGAUGAGGACGAGGAAAUGAGCGACGCAAAAGAGCAAGACGAAGACCAAGAAGAAGAGGAAGAAAUAGAAGAAAAGCAAACAACGCCGAAGAAAAAGGCGGCAGGUAAGAGGACAUCUUCUGGUUCUACAAAGUCCGUAAGAACAGAGGCGUUGCCAGUACGACGUUCGAGCAGACGUGCUUGA
Talaromyces stipitatus ATCC 10500 is the source of this 4425-nucleotide messenger RNA. Its product is annotated as sister chromatid cohesion and DNA repair protein (BimD), putative. Bases 1 to 4425 code for a protein of 1474 amino acids. The transcript has 3 exons. Gene Ontology annotation, cellular component: chromatin; nucleus. Gene Ontology annotation, biological process: DNA repair; mitotic sister chromatid cohesion. The record is from RefSeq and is a predicted model, not a curated record. NCBI's taxonomy places the organism in Eukaryota, Fungi, Ascomycota, Eurotiomycetes, Eurotiales, Trichocomaceae.